This is a messenger RNA of Carica papaya (papaya), 6967 nucleotides long. The record is from RefSeq and is a predicted model, not a curated record. NCBI's taxonomy places the organism in Eukaryota, Viridiplantae, Streptophyta, Magnoliopsida, Brassicales, Caricaceae.
UUCUCCCUCUACCCAUCUUCAUAAUCAUUCUCUUUUUCUUCUCUUAUUACUUCUUUACAUUUUUUUUUUUGUUAAUCCCUUUAAUUUAAUUAUCGGUGACCAAUUUAAUACAUCAGAAAAAUAGGUUUUUCAUCCAUUUCCAUUUUCUCCCCGUUCCUAAAGAACCCAUGUGUAGAAUCUUCGACAGUGGGUCGUACGGGAGAGUAUCCUGCAUCCCUUGGUUUCCCACCUGAAGUAAUCACUUCUUGAAUGAAAUCCGUUUUCACUUGAAAACUUCUAUCCCGGCCAACCCAGAAUACCAAAGAAGACAACCCAAGAAAACAUGGACGCAUAUCAGCAAUCUCACAGGUACAUGAGGCUACCACCGCCGGCGCCACAGUCGACGUCGGAUCCCCAUCAGCCGUAUCAACAGCAGCAACAGCCGCAUGCGAGGCCGCCGGUGCCUCCACCGCCGGGCCCCUCAUGGUACUCCAACCAGUUUCAGUAUCCUCACCACUCUCCUUCACCGCCGCCACCUCCCCACCACCAUUGGGGUCCACCUCCUCCCUCCGACCAUCUCCCUCAGUCCCAUUCCUCUGCUUAUCCUCCACCCCCUCCUCUCCCUUAUCCUCCACACUCGCACCAACCCCCUUUCCACGCCAACGCUGCCACUGCCAAUUCCCCGUUUCCUCCGCCUCCUCGUCCCUCCUUCCCGCCUCAUUCUCAGCUUCCCCAGCCUUACCCUCAGGAAUGGGGCAAUCCAAAUUGGGGCCAUCACCCAGGUUGGGAGUAUCCAGUUCAGAACAACGUAGAAGAUUGGGGUGCCAGAGCUAGAGAAUGGGCAGCUGCUAAAGCUACUAUGGAGGAUCAGCAUGCACAAUCUCAAUUCAAACCAGUUGGCAGACCAGAAGAACAAAAUCGCAUUCAUGAUCAGUUUCUGCAGUCUUUUGAUCCUCAUUAUCUAGAAGUUCCACAACAAUCACUUCCAGCAUCAGGCUAUCAACAAUUUCCGAUUCCAGCUGCAACUCAACCUAGGCAACCAAUAGUUUAUCCACAGGAUGCUACACCUGUCAGCUCUGGACCAUCUUAUGUUCCUGAUGGGCAUAUAUCAUACUCUGUGGGAGAUGGAAGUUUGGCUGGAGGAUCCAGAGCUGGAUUUUCCCAUCAAGAAGGCUUAUCUGCCAGUUCAUCUGUUCAUCAGCAGGAGGUACCUUCUAGUUAUUCUUCUGUUCCAGGUAAGGAAGAAAUUGCAAAUCAAGAGGAGCAAUCAUACAACUCAUUAUCUUUGCCCAUUUCCUCAGAUCAGGAUGGGCAGCAUCCAAAGCAGCCAUCAUUGCCUGCAGCUGGUAGAUCAGUUUUGGUUGAGCCAUCCUACAUAUACAGCAAUCAUUCAGCUGAUACCACAGCUAAUCUGAGUGAUCAGCCUUUAGAUUUUGCUCCUAGGUAUAAUCCUAAUUGUGAUCCACAUGUGCAAUCAAGUUAUGCUGCUCAUAAUGAGCCAAUGGGAACUGUUAGAGGAAUUGACCCUGUUGCAUCAGUGCCUUCAAUUAGCCCUUGGACUCCUCCUGCACCUGGUGUAGUUUAUCCUCCAAUUCCUUCCUCUAUCCCAUCAGUACCACAGCAUGACUCAUCUAUUAUCGUACCUCCUGUUUCUGGACAUGCUGCACCACCAUUUGGAAGGUUGCCUGGUCAAACUUUCCAGCCUACAAUUCCAUCUACUGGAACACCUUUUGGUCUAACUGGAGGACAUGCACUUCAUCCGACUACAGCCUUUCCAGGUGACUCAUAUGGUGUUUCUGAUCGUCCAAAAAAGGCUUCUGUGCCUAAUUGGCUUAAAGAGGAAAUAAUUAAGAACAAAGCUGCAAUUACUAAAUCGUCUUUAGAGCAUUCUAGAGAGCAAGCACAAUCCAUUGAUGAUGAAGGUGUUGAUAAAUCUUUUACAAAGGGAGAUCAAGCAGAUAGCAAAAGUGUUGAUUCUUCUAGGUCGACUGAGGAAGAGGAUGAUGAUGAUGAGGAUUAUGUGGAAGCGGCUAGAACUGCAGCAAUUAACCAGGAAAUAAAACGUAUUCUAACUGAAGUUCUUUUAAAGGUUACAGAUGAACUAUUUGAUGAAAUUGCCACAAAGGUCCUUAGUGAAGAAGAUAAGAUGGUUGAAGUUGCAUCAAAUCAUACAGCAACAUCUCCCCCUGCAAAUGUGCCCACUCAAAAGGCGGCUGCCAAGAUUUUCGGUCCAAUUAUACUGAAGGAAUCUGAAAUUGAAGGUGCCACUGAAAAGUCUAAUUCUAGCUCUCCUGGAGAUGUACUGGGUCUUGCAAAUUAUGCCUCUGAUGAUGACGUUGAUGAUGGAGAUGAGGAGAUCCAGAGUUCCACUGUGACAAAUUCCAAGAACAGUGCUCCUCUUCAGCGGUCAAAAGUUGAUAAGAUUUUUAAAUAUGCUUCUGAAAAUGGAGGUUCAAAGUCCGAAAUUGAGCAUGGUAAUGCACAGAGAGUUAUGGAUGCUGAUUUGACCAGAAACAGUGUAUCAGAGCCCACUAGUAAAAAAUCAAGUGACCAUGUCUCUUCUUCCAAGGUGGCUUUUGGGGACAAAGGUGAUGAAGAUAAUGGUGAUAGUGGAAAAGUACUUGAUAGAAAUAAUGGCUGUGGAUCAAAUGAUAUUAUCAGGGAGAAACACCUAAUGGAAGCUGAACUCUCUGGCAGAAGUGCUGGUGGGGAAAAGCCGACAAUAGAAGAUUCUCAAGGUAAGGAAAGUAAAGUGAAACUGGACAAAAGGGAUCAACAUGAAAGUAUGAAGAGUUCUAGGAAAGACUUUGAGAAGGAGGUAGAUAUCAGUAGGAGUCGAGCAGAAGAAAGUCAUAGAAAGCAUGACGAAAGGCACCCACGAAAGGAGAAGACUGAUGAUCGGAAUGGUUCUAAAGACAUAAUGAAAGGUCAAGGUACUAAAUCUAGUGAGAAGGCUAAGGAGUCUGAAUCUAGCAAAAAGGCCAGUCAUCAUCUUGAUAUUAAGAAGGAUGACAAAGGCAGAGAGAAGGUCCAUAGGACUGGUUCUAGAGAAGAUGCUGAUAGAAAAAGAGAAGGAACAAAGGAGCGAAGUAGAUCAAGAAAUAAAGUUGCAAGUGACUCUGGCAGGCACAAGAGAAGACGCUCUUCUUCAAUUAGCAGCAGCAGGGGAAGAACCAGCAAGGACAAUUCUGUCAGUCAUGCCACUGGCUCUAGUGAUGAAGCAUCUGAUGAUUCCAAAAGGAAGCCGUAUUCAAGAAAACGGAACUUAUCGCCGUCUCCUGUCAGAUCUAGGAGAAGACAAGUUUCGCGGUCACCUCAUAGCAAGCAUUCUCAGCGCAGGCAUUCUCCCUAUUCUUCUCUUGAGACCAUCAGGGAAAGGAGAUCAAGAUCCAGAUCACCUAGUCGUGCAUAUUGGAAGAUCAUAACUCGAAAUUUGGAGGCUGGAAAACUCAACACAGGGAUGCGUGGCCCAUGGUCUCGCCGUCUUGGUGGUGGUGAUGGUAUUGCAGAGCUUGUCAGUUUGUUACUUUUCCAUUUUCAUCUUCCUUUCCGUUUGUUUUCAGUUAAAGCUUCACUUCCUUUUGUCGUGACCUACUCUUUUUUCCUCCAUAAAAAUAAAAACCCAACUAAGCCAAUUCUAUUUCAUUCUGCAAUGACUAAGAAUUUACAGGCAAUUCAAGUUGUUCUAUGGUCGGUAUGGCUAUCUGGUUUUCUCUUGAUUGGUCUCUCCUUAUACGCUACGCAGAUUAAAGACCACAUCAACAACCCCAAGUUCAAUCACAAUAUGGAUACUUCAAAGAUCACCAUAUUCACCGGACCCAGUCCUUUUACGGGCUCUGUCGGGGCUAGGCAGAGUCUAGCAAUUCGUUCAUGGCUCGCUUUGUCGUCGCAGGUAACAGUUGUUCUAUUCAGCCGACACCCUUCUGUUGUUUCUUUCGCUGAGGCCUAUGGUUCACGAGUUUUGGUCGAUCCAAAUAUUGAUUUCACGUUCCUGGGGACUCCAUUCUUCCAUUCAAUGGUAGCAAGAUCACAGGAAUUCAUGUCAGACAUAUCUGUUUUAAUUAAUCCUGAAACCAUUGUACUGCCAGACCUCAUUUCUACUCUCGGUUAUACUCGCCAACUCAAUCGUGAUUGGCUUCUUUUUGCUUUAUCGCAAAAUCUAUCUGACUUCCCAUUCUAUUUGGAUGAGAGCAGCCAGCAAUGGCUUAAUAUGGAUGGUGAAAAGAUGAAUAUCCAGCAGUUGCAGGAAAUGCUCAAUGAAACUUGGCAACGGAGUUGUUGCGAAGGGAGAAUGCUUAUGGCAUGGAACAGUGCAGAUCUACCCUUACAUAAUGGCGUCCUUCCUCCCUUCUUGUUUCAGAAGGGACUUCACUAUCAAUGGAUCAUCAAUGAGGCUUUGUCAUGUGAUAAAAGGUUUGUGUUUGAUGCCAGUAGGACGGUCUCCAGUUUCUUUCUAAAUGUCCAUGACCAUCAGUCUAGCUGGUCAUUCAGAGGUCCCAAUGCUUCUCUUUUUGAAAGGAGAAGCUGGGAGUAUGUUGGCAAUUCCCACUUAGCAGCAUUAUAUGGAUCCUUGUUUUUCCAUGAAAACAAAUUUUCUAGCCUAGUGAGGCUUACAAAAUGUGGUGAAAACUACUUAUUUGGCAACACUACUGAAAAUGUUCAUCACUAUAUUUACCAGAAGUUCAGUUCAAGGAAGAAAAGAAUCUUGAACUCUUGGAGAUUUAAGAAACAUUUGGCUUGUAUUGAUGAUGCUAAAACGGUAAACAGGAUAUCAGAUUGCUUCAUUGAAGAUAAGUUAAAGCCAUUUACACCAUUGAAUUUCCCCCUUCCCUUAGAGUCACUUCUACCACUAGUUGCGGAUAAGAAUAGGACAAUUGUGCUUGCAGUUGCUGGAUAUAGUUACAAGGAUAUGUUGAUGAGUUGGGCGUGCAGAUUACGUCAGCUUGCUGUCACAAAUUAUGUGAUCUGUGCUCUUGAUGAAGAAACUUAUCAGUUCUCUAUCUUACAGGGCCUUCCUGUUUUCAGGGAUCCAUUAUCUCCAAGUAAUAUUAGCUUCAACGACUGCCACUUUGGUACCAAAUGCUUUCAGAGGGUUACCAAAGUUAAAUCCAGGAUAGUUUUGAAAAUAUUGAAGCUGGGUUACAAUGUACUUUUAAGUGAUGUCGAUGUAUAUUGGUUCAGAAAUCCGUUAUCAUUUCUAUGUUCUUUUGGUCCUGCUGUUCUAGCAGCACAGUCUGAUGAAUACAACCAAACAGGACCUAUAAACUUACCUAGGCGCUUGAAUUCUGGCUUCUACUUUGCUCGUUCCAAUAGCCCGACAAUUUUAUCUAUGGAGAAGGUGGUAAAGCAUGCAGCAUCUUCUGGCCUGUCUGAGCAGCCAAGCUUCUAUGACACACUAUGUGGAGAAGGUGGGUCCCAACGGGUGGGUGAUAAUAAAUGCGUAGAACAGGAAACAAAUCUGACUGUUCAUUUCUUAGACAGAAACCUGUUCCCAAAUGGUGCAUACCUGGGCCUAUGGCAGAAAAAUAAUGUAAAAGCAGCCUGUGUAAAGAAGGGUUGUUUUGUCCUUCACAACAAUUGGAUUAGCGGAAGGGUGAAGAAACUAGAACGUCAGGUGUCAUCAGGUCUAUGGGACUAUGAUAUUAGUACAAGGAUGUGCCUGCAGAGGUAGCCCUCCUGACGUAAUAUUUCUAGGACUUAGUCAUUUUGUUUUUAUCCUGGAAGAGAUGGAGAUCUUUCCACACAUUUAUGGCUAAGCUAUGCUUUGGUUUCAUCACCGCUCGCUGUAAUGGAAGUAUCAGAUUGGCUAGUGCCGGCCAUUAAAGACAAAAGAAUAUUAGAUAAUAUAGCAGAAUACACCAAAGUAUAAUGUCUUGGUAAUCUCUGCUAGUGAGUAUGAUGAGACGGUGGGAUCAGACAACUUUUGAAAGCCACCUGCUUAGCUGAUGGGGUGCAUUCAAUUCUCAGGGGCAAACAGGCAUGUCGACAGGCAAUCGAAAAAAAAUAAAGAACUAGGAGGAGCCCCCAUAUCUGUGGAUAUGACCCUGCUAUCGAAAAAUUUGUUUGUCAGGGUAGUUCAUCCAGGUGGGGAAGAAGAGUCGUAUCAAACUGCAAUUCCUGCAUCUCAGAUGAUGGACAGGUACACGGGGAUGUGUGUUGCACGACCAGAAGUUUUCAAAAAUCCUCAUGAUUCCCUUUUACAGCCAGAAGAGAAACUGUUGCCCGGUCAGAAAUAUCUCUUGAUUCCAUUAACUACAGUCCAGAAACUCACGCGUAGACACCAAGAGACAGUUGAAGUCAAUGAAGCUACUGAAGAUACAUCAGAUGCUAGGAUCACUUGGGACGUCAGUAGUGAAAAUUUGGAGGAAUCAGUUUAUUCUGCAAAAGACUUCUAUGUCUCCAGAGAAAAGAGCUCAAGACUCUUGACAAGAAGAAAUGGAAGAAUAAAGAAACCCUUUGUACCACCCCUUCCGAAGGUAAGAGCUUGUCACACUUUGGGAUGGGAGCCCAAUCUAACUUCCAUUCAAGAAAUUUCUCCAUGAUUUGUCUCUCUCUCUCUAAAGGCUCUCACCACAAGGUGUCGUGGCAUGCUUAUCAGCAAGAAGUUGAAUUGCUCAUGCAUCAUGUUGACUGCAUGUGAAGUUUGAAAGCGAAAUAUUUGAAUAAACUGGAACUGUGCCAUAAAUAUUUGUUUUAUAUUCUAUGGUGCUACUUCCGCAUUGGUGAAACCUCCUGUUUCUAAAGAGGGUGCUUAAACUACUUUUGAUUUGGAGACUCCCAAAGUCAUCUGUGUAUCUUGUAAGUAUCAUAUCAUCAUGUUUGUUUUAAGGUCAUUGUAGUGAUCUUCGUCUUAGCUGAGUUUGGGAAAGAAGGGAUGAUGUAUUCUGAAACCACUCCGAGAGUUGGUGAUUGAAUAGCCAUAGAAAUAGAAUCAGAUCCUUGGUCUAUGUAAGAUUUCAAGUUAUGUAUUUCAAAAAAAAAAAAAAAA